Molecule: messenger RNA, 2249 nt
Organism: Carassius auratus (goldfish)
Lineage: Eukaryota; Metazoa; Chordata; Actinopteri; Cypriniformes; Cyprinidae
Product: adhesion G protein-coupled receptor E3-like
Exons: 12
Coding region: 34-1632 (532 amino acids)
Biological process (GO): adenylate cyclase-activating G protein-coupled receptor signaling pathway; cell surface receptor signaling pathway
Cellular component (GO): plasma membrane
Molecular function (GO): G protein-coupled receptor activity
Source: RefSeq, a predicted model, not a curated record
UUUUUUUGCUAGGUUUAAUGUGUUAUUGUCUUCAUGCUGAUUUCUUUCAUUGCAGGUAUAAAUAUAACGCUGCAGGAAGGAUGCACUGAACAGACUACUCUAGAAUGUCUUCAAAAUCUCUUUGAGCAGAUCGAGAACAUCACAGUUCAAGAGCUUCCUGUGAAUACUGUGAUGGACAUUUUGAAUAUGGUCUUCAACACUUCAGAGAAGAUUUUAGAGUCAUUAUCUUCAGCAAGCCCAGCUGAACUAGCCUCCUAUGGAAACCGUGUGUUACAAACCAGUGAGAAACUCAUCUCUACAUUAGUGAAGCCGACAGACACAAAUGACAGUGUCAGUUUUACUCUCGCUGCUCUAGAGGUAGAAGUCUUCAUGGUUGGACCACAUGUCACCUUAAAGAAAAUCCCUCGACUUGAAACAACAAAUUCCUCUGUGGACAUCGAUCUCAUUGGAAUCGCCAAGAACAACAAUUUAACAAGAUCAGCUGCUGUGGGUUUCAUGAGCUAUGUCACGAUGGAGAAUCUACUGAAGCCAGACUUCUUCAACACAUCAAAUGACACAGUUAAAACCAUGAUGUCCACUGUGAUCUCAGUUACUCUUCCCAAAACCACCAACACUAAACUCACCAAACCAGUCAACUUCACCUUCAGACACAUCAGAGAGUUUGAUCCCAACGGUUCUCUGUCCUGCGUGUACUGGAAUAUCAGCGAGUGGAUUGUAGAUGGAUGUUCUGUUUUAGAGACCAACAGCAGCCACACUGUGUGUUCCUGUGUUCAUCUGUCCACAUUCGCUCUCAUCAUGCAAACCAGCCGCGCACCAGAGAGUGACUCUCAGCUGGAUCUGUUUAAUUUGGUGUGUGUGAUAGUGGGGCUGGUGUUCUUCAGUUUGGCCCUGUUGACCUUUGCCCUUUGUCAGUGGAGCCCUGGAGUGAAUAAUGUGGCUCGAAUCAACAUCUGCAUCAGUCUUCUGCUGGCUCACCUUCUGUUCCUGCUCACACAGCAGUUCCUGAAUCUCAUACGGCCUCAGCAGGUGUUGUGUGCAGUGAUCUCAGGCCUUCUGCACUUCCUCUUUCUCUCCGGCUUUGUGUGGAUGUUCAUUGAAGCUGUGCUGCUCUUCAUCUGUGUGAAGAACCUAUCAAAGAUCAGCUCCAAGAAGAGGGAGGUGCUUAGCAGUGGAUUCCUGUGUGUGAUUGGAUAUGUGGUUGCCCUGGUUGUGGUGUGUGUGUCUGUCGGUCUGGUUCCUGAAGGCUACGGCAGCGAACACUGCUGGAUUAAAACAGACAAAGGCUUCAUCUGGAGUUUUCUGGGACCUGUUUGCAUCAUACUUGCAUUAAACGUGAUACUCUUUAUCUGCAUCAUCAUCUGUCUGAACUUAUCUCUCACAAAACUGAACGCUGAUGUUUCGCAGUUGAAGACAAUGGCAUGUAAAACUCUGGGUCAGUUUGUGGUUCUUGGUUGCCCCUGGAUUCUGGGUGUCUUUACUAAUAACAGUAAAGUGUUGGAGGUCAUCUUCGUGAUCUUGAACUCCCAGCAGGGAACCUUCAUCUUCCUGAUCUACUGUGUCCUCAAUAAUGAGGUCAGGCAGCAGUACAGGAAGCUCUUCAGACGACUUUUCUGUGGACACAAAAAACACUGAGAACUACAGCAUUGUGUUCAGGAAAUGAGUGAAGUGCCAUUAUUAUAAAAGUGAUUCAUCAUUAUUCAGAUGUUAUUUUAGUCUCAAAUAUAAAUUUCACUACUUUUUUUUUCUUUUUCAUUUUACAAGUGUCAAUUCUCUGAUAUUAACCUAUAAAAUGAUCCAUACUUAAUGUUUUGGUGAAAGGUCUAUUAUUAUUGUUUUAGAGCCCUGAAUAAUAUUAUAGCAAGUUAAAGAAUGUGAUGUUUUUAUUAUUGAAAAAAAAAAAUUGUAAGUGUAACCGUUUUUCUUAUUUUCUGUUAAGCAAUCAAUUUAUACCCUUUAUUUUUUUUAAAAAUCUUGCACCACAGUAUCACACGAAACCAAGUUCAGCUACUGCCUUUAUGCAAAAGAUUUAAAAGAGAAAAUGAGAAGAGUUAAUAGAAUAGAAAUAGUUAAUAGAAAAAAAAAAACACUGGGUGUCCCACAUACAGUUUAAUAUCAACAAUGUGAAGCAACAAAUUCAGUUUCACAGAGACAAACGUCAAAACAAUUCAUAACAUCAGUUAAGUAAACAGAAAAACAGUUCAAUGUCUGACAUGACUCUUCCUUUUUACUUUUAUAAAAAAAAAAAAAAA